AUGUUAGAGCUUAUGAUCAAAGACAUGGAGGAAUGGCACCGGCGAUUAUUUGCCGUUAUCCCCAAAAAUGAAAUUCUGAAUGGGAUCUCUUUGGGUACAGACUUAAAAUUUCAAUCUAUUUACUUUCAGCAGCUCCAUUCGGAGUAUCGGAGCACUUAUCGUUGGCAUGAGUUCACUGGCAAUUCGCGUCCUGAAGUGGUGCGUCGUGCGCCAGCGCCCAAUCCAAGUCAAUUUAUCGGUCCAACGAAUGAGCCACCAUUGCCUAGGCGGAAAAAAUGUCCCGAAUUGGCAUACAAGUCGCACGAGUUCAUUAUCGGCUCAGAGUAUACAGAUGCGAGAGGUGGACAUGCCGGUGCCAAUCGGUUAGCAAGGUCUGAAGAACGCGGUACACCAUCACGCCGGAGCAAAUCUGAGGGACCGCCAGUUGUGCCCAAUGGACGUGCGUAUGCCAUACCAGAGGAAGUUGAUGGAACGGCUAAAAAACAGGCGGGUGAGUCAAAUGGCCUAUUCAAAAAGACUAUGUCAAAAUUGAGCACAGAAUAUCGUUUGCAAUUCGUUUGGCCCAAUGUCCGACGAAUAAAGGGCAUUGAGGCCGGCGAUGCGGCGGAUCACCCCAGAAAAUCAAUAUCAAUGGGGGCGCUCAAAGCUAGCAAACAACAACAGCAACAACAACUGCAUCUAAGGCAACAACCACAACCGGCGAUGCCAACGGUUCAUAAAAAACGUACAACAAAUCAGAAAGAAGCUACGCUACAUGAGUUGGAGCCGCUGGUUAGCGAUGCAGAAGAAAGCAAACCACAUGAAAAACAAGUGGCAAUUGCGGAGAAGGCCGAACGAAAAAUAACCAUACGCCCACUCUCGCAAGCAUUUGAUCAGGAACGCGCCAAUCACUUCAUCACCAAGAAGGAGAACUUCGGCUUCGAAGAGGUCAAGGACAAGGCCGGCGAUGGCGUGGACAACAAGCAGCAGGAGCAGGAGGUGCUCUUGAAUGGCACUGCACCGCCACGUUCGCAACCGAAUUUGGAUUUGUGGUUCAAGGAAGUCGUUGAAUUGCGAAAGAAGGCGGGCGAGUACAAGUGCCGCGGUUGGGGUAUAGAAAUCGAUCCAGAGCUAUACAAGAAACAAAGGGAUCUUUGGGAUCAGGUUUCGAAGCGCAGUUCACUGUCCGCCUUAUCGUUAGCAUCUUCCGUGCAUAGACCUAUUACUAAAGAGGAGAAGGAACAGGAGAAUAAUAAAAAAUCCAUACCAUUAAGUAAAGCCACACAAAAAUCCCGAGUUCCUGGCCAUGCCCAUAUGCUUGAUAAUAAAGAUGAGAUUUCCGCACUGCCAGCUCGUUUUAGCAAUAUACGCCAUCAUUUGGAGCGCACCACUGGUCCUGAUGUUGAGGAGGGUGCUCUCUUGCCAUCGCCCACACGCGAGAAACUAAUGCCGGCUAUUACCAAGCGUGAGUCGGAAUCACAACGUGGCAGUCCCAAGAAGACGGCUGCCUCUCGGCACGGUUCACCACAGAAGGGUAGUCCACAGAAAGGCAGUCCCAAGAAGGUGAUCAAAUCGCGUUCACAAUCCGUUGGCCCGGCUGAAAAUGUGUCGCCGAAGCGUCAACUGCGCUCUGCCAGUACAGCGCCCAGCGCACGGCUGACAGCUGGCAAGAAGACGCCCACAGUACCUCAUCAUGCGACAACAGCAGCAACGACCGGUAGUGGAGCAGUCGAACGUAAGCCACGCCCAUACGAUGCCGAGGAUGGUCGUGAGACCGCCAUUUCCGUAUCGAGUUGCAGCCCUCAAGCAGCGCCUGAGAUACCGGAUGAGCCUAUUGUCAAAUCGCCACCAGAGCCUACACGCGUCAAAUCGCCAGAGCAGAUAUUGAUGCGCUCACCGGAUCCAGUCAAUUGGACUGUGCCAUUGGAUACAGGGAAAACAUUCACUGUCACACAGAAUGUCAAAGAGGGUGAAAACUAUAGCCGGCCACAGAGCGAAAUAAAGGCUUCGACUCCGGUCGAGAAGCCACCGCCACCACCACAAUCGGCACCGCCACAAUUAACCGAACAGGCUAAAAUGGACGCCUGGAAACAUGCCGAACCGAAGAUGGGCACCACAAGUCCAACCGGUGCCGUUGGUGCUGGACGCUCAAUUGUCGCCACGCAGCCAACCGCUGGCGCUGGUGGUCUGCCAUCACCACCACCGCCACCACCACCACAACUAGCCGGCAAGCCAGUGCCCGGUUCAACACUACGCUGCCUCGAUGAUCCCAUCUUUGAUGUGGAUAUCGGCCACUUGGGUGGUGGAGGUGGUGGUAUUGGUGUCAGCGCUGGUGGCGGUGGCAACACUUCGUCAUCGUCCACGUCGACCACCACGGCGGUAACAGCACGCACCACAGCGCACGAUGUGCUAGAAAAGGCUCGUGACCGCUUCGAUCGCUUCUGGGGCGGCAGCAAGGAGGAGGAGGUUUAAGUUGAAGGCGAAGAAGCUAAGAAAAAAAUUAUGAAACAGAGACGUUUGGUCGGAAUGAUGAUGGUGAUGGUGAUGGUGAUGAUGAUGGUGAAAAUGAUCAAAGUGAAGUCGCUAGCCACUACUUAUAAUGUUGUUAGUAGACAGAUGUUGGUAUUAGAGAUCGUAGAGAUUUGGAAGUUCAGCAAAGUUUACAUUGAGAUUUUUAUACUCAUUUAGAAAGAAAACAAAAACAAGCAAGUUUUUAGUCAAAUUCAUGAAACAACUAUUAUAAUAAUUAUAAUUACUACUAACUAAUAUAUUAUCAACAAGUCUAACACAAAAUGAAUGCCUACUAUUUAUAGAAUAAUAAAUAAUAAAAAAAAGAACACAAAUAAAAAAUCACAAACAGCAAAAACACAAAAAAUAUGCAAAUCUGCAUUUGAAAGUAAACAAAAAGAAAAAAAAACGAAUGCAUGACAUAAAGUGAAAAUUUACAGAAGCAAAUAUUUAAGUGCAGAAUACUUGCGCCUAAGAGUCAUAGCAAUAAAAAUAAAUUAAAAAUGCAUAGUGUUGUCAUACUGCAUAUAUCGCCACAAAUACACACCCGUACUACAACAUAGCAUACAAACAAACACUUUGUUAGCGCUGCGCUCUUUAAAGCCACACUAAUUGACACACUAAGAGAAAACGAAAAAAAAAAUUAUACACAAAUAUUUUAUUGCAGGAUCAAAUCAAAUCUUUUAAUAUAGUUUAAUAGCAGAUAUUUAAAACCUGAAUGAAGAAUACACAGGGUAGCAGGAUUUCAAUUCAUAGCUCUAAAAAAAAAUGUAACGACUCUAUUUAUAAUCGCAAUACAAGCAGUUUAAUAAAAGAGACAAACAAAAAAAUCGAUACAUAGAGCAAUCGAUAACAAUUACAUAAACACUAAUUGAGUUAAUAGAAAUUAAUUAGCUAAAUAUGCGAGCUGGAGUCACAAAAUAUACUUACCAACAUAUUUUGACAUUUCAAGCAUACAAAGGCGACGUGAAAUGGAUUUAUUUUUUUAUUUUCCGAUUCUUUAUUAUAUUUGCAAAUCUUACCUAUUACUGAGAUACUAACAAUAGGUUCACAAAUCUUAAUCAAUUAUUCCUUUUUCAGCAUUUAAUUACUAAGUGCUUUAAUUUAAUUAACCUGCACUAGAACUCGACACUGUAUUCGUUAGUCAUUUUCGUAUAGAUUCGUUUAUCAUUUUCAUAUUUCGUUACGCGUAAAAUGGAUUUUACUUAAUAGGAUGUUUAUGUAAUUUAGUUUUAUAACUUAACAUAAAUUGUUGCUUUAUUACCGCUUCCCCUAUUGAAAUUUGUAGGUCUUUGUAAAUGCCCGUAGUUCCAAUAUACGAUGGUACUACAGCAAUUGUACGCAGCAUUUUUGAUUGUGCUCUCAACGCGCAUUUCGAUAUAUAUUGUUGUUGCUAGCAAUGCGCCAUUGUUCAGACACACGCCGAGAUUGGCUUUAGUACAACGUUAGCCAUUUUUAGUUUUCUCAUUCACGCCUUUCGCUGCCAACGUCACUGCUUGCCCACGUAUACAAUAAAUUUCAGCUCCUUCGUAUAGCAUACGAACAAUGUUGUUCGGACGUAUUGUGUAAAUACAGGCACAUAGUAAUAAGCGCUAUCGCUCUCUGAGGCAUGAAUGUUUAUGAUUGCUGGGUUGGCUGUGCUGAGAGUUGCAUUCAAUAGUGUAUAAGUGGUAUUCUCCCAUGAAUGCAGCUUGUCUGUUAAUUUCACAUACAUACAUAUACAUUUCUCAAGUGCUAUCCAUUACUCCUUAGAAUCAGUGCAGUGCGGCACUUCGAACUACCCCUACUCUAGCACUCAAGUUGAAAUUUAAUUGUAGUUUGUUAGGUGAAAGUGCUGCGUUUAGAUUAAUAACUGCAGGCUACAGGUUUGAUUUAAAUUAUUUCUAAAAAUUGACUCAAAGUAUUUCAAUGUUACUUCUAACAAGUAGUGACUAAUUGGCCCUUACGUAGGGUAUGAAUAAAUUCCUCUCAACCUACAUACCACAAAGGGAAUAUUAAACAGUUUCAAAUUCCAUCUGCUGUAGCUGUUUGAAAAGUGAUGUGGUGAAAUCUCCUCCUUAGCUGCGAGAGCAGUACGAAAUCUACGCACAUUGAAGAAUGUGCUUCAGAUUACUGAGGAACCACUUUUACGAAGAAUCCAGGCCUUUAAUUUAUAAUAUAGAAGAAAAUUGGAAACUCCUUAAUAUUUGCGUGAAUAGGUAGCUACGGAGUAUGAAUAUAUGAGAGAUAUGUGGAAUGAUUACGUUUCGAGAACCUCAACUCCAUUAAUGGCAAAAAGUAUGUAAUGAAUUUAGCAAGAACACGCCUUUGUAUGCAUUAAAUGCUUUGACUUGACCAAAGCAUUACUAAUUAAAUACUUAAAAAUUAUUUGUGGCAUAUAAACUCUAUAUUUAGAAAACGUGUUCAAUUGUCUAAGAACUCAUUAAUAAUAAGCUCAAUAUGAAUGUACUUAUAAUUACGAAAUAGUUGUGUUUUAAGUUUAUAAUAUUUUGGUAAAAAUCUAUGUACUUAUGCCAUUGCGAAAUUUUUCUUUUCCAGCUUAAGGAAAAUAUAAAGACAAAUUCAAUUUGUGCGCAAAUAAAGGGAGUUUUUAUUAAUUGUUUGAAAAAGAAAAAUACGAUGUGGCGAAAGGAAAAAGUAAGCUAUUGGAAACAUUUAUUUUAAAUUCAAAUUAAUUGAAAAGUCCUUAGGGCAAGCGAUCGGUUUUUGGUUGAUUUGGUUUUGAAUGUCAUAUAAAUAAACUCUUCGAAAAAUGUGUUUAAAAUUCGAAGUUUUUUUUCGAAAAUAAUGGAUGACCGAGAUAUUUUUUUUCUUCUAAUUUUGUUUUAAAUACUAUAGAAUUUUUUUAAUUUUUUGUUUUGCUUCAGAUAAUAGAUGACAUCGGUCUUAUUUUGUUGCAUUGUUUAUGACAAAAAGUUCUUAAUUUUUUUUCAUCAUUUAUAAUAGAUCACAGUGAUUUGUUUUUCAGUUCUUUUUUGAAUAGUA
Messenger RNA from Anastrepha ludens (Mexican fruit fly), 5472 nucleotides. RefSeq names its product proteoglycan 4. The transcript is spliced from 14 exons. The record is from RefSeq and is a predicted model, not a curated record. Gene Ontology annotation, molecular function: microtubule binding. Bases 1 to 2451 code for a protein of 816 amino acids. NCBI's taxonomy places the organism in Eukaryota, Metazoa, Arthropoda, Insecta, Diptera, Tephritidae. Gene Ontology annotation, biological process: negative regulation of centriole replication.